GACCCAUCAAUGGCGCUACCGAAGGGUACAUUGUUAGCCAUUCUCUAUACUACCAUUACCUACUUACUUAUGGCGUGGUUUGUUGGACUGGAGGUAGUGCGUGACGCAACAGGUGAUGUAGAUGAUAUCGAAGGCGGUAAUUUCACAAAACUUUGCAAUGUUCCAGACUAUGAAUGCGAAUACGGUCUGAUGAACAACGCUCAGAUUAUAAGUAUGGUUUCGUGGCUGCCUGCAUUUGUUAUACUUGGUAUUUUCGCAGCAACUCUGUCUUCGGCUCUAGCCAGUUUGGUUGGUGGGCCAAGGAUAUUUCAG
Saccoglossus kowalevskii is the source of this 312-nucleotide messenger RNA. RefSeq names its product solute carrier family 12 member 3-like. Gene Ontology annotation, molecular function: sodium:potassium:chloride symporter activity. Gene Ontology annotation, cellular component: membrane. Gene Ontology annotation, biological process: cell volume homeostasis; potassium ion homeostasis; chloride transmembrane transport. The record is from RefSeq and is a predicted model, not a curated record. Lineage: Eukaryota; Metazoa; Hemichordata; Enteropneusta; Harrimaniidae.